AUGGAGAAGACGAUGUUGAAGGCUAUCAAGUACCUAUACAAAUAUGUUUACAAAGGUCAUGAUCGUGUAGCUUUUUCCAUAUCAUACAAUAAUGAAGAAUAUUUGAUAGAUGUAAUUAAGCAGUUCAGAGAUGCAAGAUGGGUGUCUGCACAAGAAGCAAUGUGGAGAAUUUUUGAAUUCAACUUGAAUGAAAUGUUCCCAUAUGUUAUAAAUUUACAAUUGCAUCUACCAAAUAAGCAAAUGAUAUGGAAGUUGAAAGAAGCUAUAGGACGUGUCAAUUCAACGAAUCCUUCGGAAGGAGAGAGAUUCUAUUUAAGGUUAUUAUUAAAUCAUGUAAGAGGCCCAACAUCUUUUGAACAUCUAUUGUGUGUUGAUGAUAUACGAUGCUCAACUUUCAAAGAAGCUGCUCAAAAGCAAGGUCUUCUUAAAAGUGAUAAUGCUAUUUCAGAAUGUUUAGAAGAUUCAACUGGUUUCAACAUGCCUAUCAUAGUACGUAAACUUUUUGCAAUGAUACUUGUUUAUUGUGAACCCGGUGAUGUUAAAAAGCUUUGGGAUUAUCAUUUUGAAGCACUUUCUGAAGACAUUCAAAAAAGAACUGGAGGAUCUGAAUAUCAUACAAUGGAGACAAUAAGAAGUGUCAAUUCUUUCCUACAGAGUAUGGGCAAAAGCGUCAAAGAUUAUGAUUUAUCCCAGAUAAAAGACAUUUUCAAUCAGUUCAAUGGAAAUCAUCCAAGAGAAAUAGUAGAUGAAUAUUCAAUUAAAGUUCCUUCUGAAGAUUAUGAUGCGAAAAAUAAUUUAAAUCCAGAGCAGUACAAUGCAUACAAUGUCAUUCUUAAGCAGAUAAAUGCUAACCAGAGUGGUAUUUAUUUUAUUGAUGGGCCUGGAGGUACAAGAAAAACAUAUUUAUAUCGUGCACUACUUGUAACGAAAAGAUCAAAGAAUGAAAUUGCAUUGGGCAACAACGACAUCAAGAAUAGCAGCUGCAAUAAUACUAGGAGGCCGAAUAGCACAUUCUAG
Messenger RNA from Telopea speciosissima, 1017 nucleotides. RefSeq lists its product as uncharacterized. The transcript has 3 exons. Gene Ontology annotation, molecular function: DNA helicase activity. The coding region runs from base 1 to 1017 and encodes 338 amino acids. Gene Ontology annotation, biological process: telomere maintenance; DNA repair. The record is from RefSeq and is a predicted model, not a curated record. Lineage: Eukaryota; Viridiplantae; Streptophyta; Magnoliopsida; Proteales; Proteaceae.